ACAGAGACACCUCUCUGUUGUUUGCCCAUAUGUUAGGAGCAAAAGGGAAAAGGAGAGAGUAGACAUACUCAGCUAUGAAGCAGCAGACUUUGCAAUUCUGUGGCUGGGAGGUGUCCCCUCUUUUGAUCUCUGUCUGGUUGGUGAUUUAUGCUGGUGCUGGAAAUGCAACACAGAAGAACACAGCUGUUUCAAGUAUUCCAUCUGUCACUACCCACACUGUAGUGCUUCGUAUAAAGAGAAUGACUCCAGAGCCAUGGUAUACUUUUGUAUCUCAGAGCCCAGGCAAAGAAAAAGCUAAAGAGGGUGAAACAGUGGUCCUUGGAUGCCACUUCCACAGUUCCCAUAGCCCAUCUUUGAAAAAUGUAACGGUGAAGUGGUACAAGGAGGAUGAAAAGGGGCAGUGGGACAUCAUGGAGAAUAAUGUCACUGUCAUGGCAAAUAACACACGAGUCUUCAUGACAGGGAAUUUAUCUAAAGGUGAUGCAACUUUGACUAUAAUAAAUGUCACCACCAGUGAUCAUGGCACUUAUUUCUGCCAGGUGAUUCUUUCUACUGGGAAAGAAGUGACCGGUGAUGGCACAAAGCUCAGGAUCCAGAGAGCAAUGGGACUGUUUGGAAUAGAAGACUCCAUUGGAACAAUCAUUGGAGUGCUGGCAGCUAGUAUUGGAGGCUUGAUUGUUCUGGUCAUAGUUUUAACUCCUCAUUUAAGGAAGUGUGUUCCAUGUGCUAAAGCAACCCACCAAGCAUAAUUUGGGAACAUGAUUGAAGAAAACACCACGUGUGCCAUGAACUGUACAGUUGUCUGAAUGUAACCCAAAGUAUCCAUUGUUCAAGCAUUUUCUAUGUUUUAUUUCUAAAGGUGUAAUAAAAAUGUUUGUUUA
Messenger RNA from Sceloporus undulatus (fence lizard), 881 nucleotides. RefSeq lists its product as uncharacterized. Lineage: Eukaryota; Metazoa; Chordata; Lepidosauria; Squamata; Phrynosomatidae. Gene Ontology annotation, cellular component: membrane. The coding region runs from base 75 to 749 and encodes 224 amino acids. The transcript has 4 exons. The record is from RefSeq and is a predicted model, not a curated record.